Molecule: messenger RNA, 1062 nt
Organism: Phodopus roborovskii (desert hamster)
Lineage: Eukaryota; Metazoa; Chordata; Mammalia; Rodentia; Cricetidae
Product: taste receptor type 2 member 123
Exons: 2
Coding region: 1-1062 (353 amino acids)
Biological process (GO): detection of chemical stimulus involved in sensory perception of bitter taste; G protein-coupled receptor signaling pathway; sensory perception of taste
Cellular component (GO): membrane
Molecular function (GO): G protein-coupled receptor activity; bitter taste receptor activity
Source: RefSeq, a predicted model, not a curated record
AUGGUAGGUAGAAAGCAUCAGGCUUUUGGUGCUAAUAAAGGAAUCAACCUACUGACCCGGAAGUGCAGUGAUAUUCUAAAUCAAACCAUAUUCCUACACACAAUGAACAGCAACCUUUCAUUUACUUUUAUGAUCACCUUAUUUAUAGAAGUAGUAACUGGAAACUUAGGAAAUGGAUUCAUAGCGCUGGUGAACAUCAUGGACUGGGUCAAGAGAGGAAAGAUCUCUUCAGUGGAUCAGAUUCUCACUGCUCUGGCCUUUUCCAGACUCAGUUUGGUGUGGUCUGUGCUCGUGUGUAUUUUGGCAUCCAUAUUGUGCCCACAUUUAUUUAUGAAUUCAGCAAUGCUUAUAGCGACUGAAAUUAUCUGGAGAGUGAAUAACCAUUUCAGCAUCUGGCUAGCCACAUGCCUCAGUGUGUUUUAUUUUCUUAAGGUAGCAAAUUUUUCUAAUUCUUUUUUUCUUUACCUAAAAUGGAGAGUUAAAAAGGUGGUGUUAGUGACUUUAGUAGUAUCUCUAAUCCUUUUGAUUUUGAACAUUGUAGUUACACUGGAAAAUACUCAUUCACAUAUUAAUUCAUCUGAAGGAAAUAUGUCUGAUAGAUUGAGUAAUUUGACACAAUUUCCCAGUGAUCUCUUAGUCACCAACUCAUCCCAUGUUUUCUUACCCACAAACUCAAUGUUCAUGUUCAUACCCUUCACUGUGUCCCUGGUAGCUUUUCUCCUGCUUACUUUUUCACUGUUUCAGCAUCUUAGGAAGAUGCAGGUCAAUGCCAAAAGAACCAGAGAUGCUGGCACUAUGGUCCACGUGAAAGCCUUGCAAACUGGGUUCUCCUUCCUGGUGGUAUAUGCCAUAUAUUUCAUUUUUAUUGUCAUAGAAAUUUUGAGUUUUGGAUUGGUGGGAGAUGUAAUGAUCAUUAUAUUUGACUACUCUUCUAGAUUAGCUUUCCCUACAAGCCACUCAUUUGUCUUGAUUCUGGGAAAUAGUAAGCUGAGACGAGCUACUCUUUCUGUGUUGUGGUGGCUGAGAUGCCAGUUCAAAGAUACUGAAACCUUGGGUCCCUAA